This is a messenger RNA of Pseudoliparis swirei, 1464 nucleotides long. RefSeq names its product methyltransferase 21A, HSPA lysine (gene mettl21a). The record is from RefSeq and is a predicted model, not a curated record. The transcript has 5 exons. The coding region runs from base 730 to 1383 and encodes 217 amino acids. NCBI's taxonomy places the organism in Eukaryota, Metazoa, Chordata, Actinopteri, Perciformes, Liparidae. Gene Ontology annotation, biological process: peptidyl-lysine methylation. Gene Ontology annotation, molecular function: protein-lysine N-methyltransferase activity. Gene Ontology annotation, cellular component: cytosol; cytoplasm.
AGGACACAUCAUGCUUGAGGAGGAACGCUUUUGCAUUAUUCUGACUUUUUAUGAGACAACUCGAUAAGAAAUGACGAAAGGACGAGAAAUUAAUCUGUGGACCAUUCAGGGAGGGAUCCUGGAGAAGUUCCUCGCCCCUCUAAUCCACCAAAAGGCACUCGGCUGUCAAACUGGGAGGUCAAAGGUCAUUUAGCUCCAUGAGGGGAGGAGGUGUGAGAGGGAGCGAAGCAGCUGCAAGCCAUGUGCACCCUGGGAUCCGAGUUGUGACAUGGGGCAUGGACACAGCUUUCUCUACCACACAUGUAUUCCCCAAAAAGUGACACAUGUUGGACACCGUGUAGUUUAAAUACAUGCUUAUAGUCAUUACAGUGCACUCUUUAAUGUGUCAUAUAUGCAAUCCAUGUAGGGGCAUAUUGUUCACUUUUUAAACUGCGUACUUUCGCUAAUCUCCACUUAUUACCAUAGUCGCUAACGUGUCCUGUUUAUCCGCAAACACACGCCUCCUCACACCAGAGGCACUCACGCGCACUGGCGAACAGUAACUUAUAUUUAAUUUGUAGCUAGCUGACGUACAACGUGAAGUUUGUAGCUGUAGCAUUGCGCUCUUCACGGUUGAGAAUUUGUCAGAGAAUAACCAACCGCGCCAGUAACACGAAUAACAAAACAGACACGCAGAGGUAUGAAUGCUCCUCUGAGGAAGGCGGGGCUUGCAGUGACGGGCCAAUCAGAAUGCAGUGUGCGUUGGACGGAAAUUGUGCUGCGUUCAGGGAACGUGUGGAUUUAAUUGUUGCACACUUCCGGUUCGCCAACCACGACCUCCACCUCGCCCAGGACUGGAAGAAGCUUGGGGUGGCAGCAGUCGUGUGGGAUGCGGCUGUUGUCAUGUGCAUGUACCUGGAGAUGGGCAGCCUGGAGGUGAAGGGCAGAGGGGUCAUUGAACUGGGAGCUGGCACCGGACUGGUGGGCAUCGUUGCAGCCCUGAUGGGUGCCAACGUGACCAUAACUGACAGAGAACCCACCCUGGACUUCCUGUCUGCCAACGUGAAGGCCAACCUGCCCCCGGACUCCCUGGGGUCAGUGGUCGUGUCCGAGCUGACGUGGGGCGAGGGCCUCGAGCGUUACCCGGCCGGGGGCUUCGACCUGGUGCUGGGGGCCGACAUUGUUUACCUGGAGGACACCUUCGUGCCCCUGCUGCAGACUCUGGAGCACCUGUGUUCGGACGCCACUGUGGUGCUGCUGGCCUGCAAGAUCCGCUACAGGCGAGACACAAACUUCUUGAGCAUGCUGAAGCAGCGGUUCAGGGUGGAGGAGGUCUACUACGAGAAGCAAAGGGACAUCCACGUCUACAAAUCCUGGAAACUGCCCCCCAGGACCGAUUUGUGACGUCUGGGAGUCCCAAGCAUUCGCCGUGUUUUACUGUCUUUGCAUACGAAGCAAAUAAAAACUGUUCAGACAACCAUCAAA